AGUUCAGUCCAGCCUUUCUCCUCCCCCGUCUCCGUCUCCCACUCCCCACAGCACAGCUUCUCCAACUCCAAUCUCCAUUCCCCAAUCUCGCAGGCGACGCGCGCCACCGGCGGCAUCGAUGCGGGCGAUCUCGACGGCCGCGGCCGCGGCGGGAGGCAUGCUGCGCGCGCGGCUACGCUCCGCGUCCCGCGUGCGCGGUGGCGGCGAGGGCGCGGGGCGGUGGACGACGCCGGGCCACGAGGAGCGGUCCAAGGGGUACCUCUUCAACCGCCCGCCGCCGCCGCCGGGGGAGUCGCGGAAGUGGGAGGACUGGGAGCUUCCCUGCUACGUCACCUCCUUCCUCACCGUCGUCAUCCUCGGCGUCGGCCUCAACGCCAAGCCCGACCUCACAAUCGAGACCUGGGCGCACGAGAAGGCACUCGAGCGCCUUCAGCAGCAGGAGCUAGCUGCCGCCGCCGCUGUCUCCGGCGGCGGUGACGCCGACGCUGAGUGAUCCGCUGGUCAGAUCACCCUGAACUCUAGAUUUUUCUGAUUUCCUGCUUGUGUCGGUCCAAUAAGGCUGUCUGUACUGUGAUGUAUGUCAUGACAUUCCAGAAAUUGAUGGGCAUCAGAUUGAACACUGUAUCCAUGUUGCUGUUUCACUGGAUAACUUAAGUUGUAUAAUCUUUUUUAAUUGUUGCAUGAUGGCGAACAUGCUAUACACUCUGGAUGGUUUGCACCUGUGUUGCUUAUUGCAAUGAAAGUGUUCAUGGCUGGACUUAGGUGUAUGUGUAUCAUGCACCCCCUA
Molecule: messenger RNA, 787 nt
Organism: Sorghum bicolor (sorghum)
Lineage: Eukaryota; Viridiplantae; Streptophyta; Magnoliopsida; Poales; Poaceae
Exons: 1
Coding region: 119-493 (124 amino acids)
Source: RefSeq, a predicted model, not a curated record